Nicrophorus vespilloides is the source of this 882-nucleotide messenger RNA. Its product is annotated as extensin-3-like. The transcript has 2 exons. NCBI's taxonomy places the organism in Eukaryota, Metazoa, Arthropoda, Insecta, Coleoptera, Silphidae. The record is from RefSeq and is a predicted model, not a curated record. The coding region runs from base 1 to 882 and encodes 293 amino acids.
AUGAAGCCUUUGGUGUUUGUUGCGUUCUUAGUCCUGGCCGCUGUUGCCGAGGAGAAGACACAGAAUUCUUUUAAUUUGGAUGUUGGAGAGAUCGAUUUGGGACAUCACACGGAUAUCAAGAAAACGGUGACAUUCUACAAGGGAAUCCCGGAACCUUAUCCAGUCGAAAAGCACAUCGGAUUUCCGGUGUUGAAACACGUUCCAAUCCCUGUGGAAGUCAAAGUGCCGCAUCCGUAUCCUGUGGAGAAAGAGGUGCUGGUACCGGUGAAGAAGUUCGUGAAGGUUGGGUAUGCUGUACCAAAGCCUUACCCGGUUGAGAAGAAGGUGAAAAUACCUGUAAAGGUUUACGUCGAUAAACCGUACCCAAUCAAAGUUUACGUGGAUAAACCAUAUGCAGUUGAGAAACCGGUCCAUGUACCGUACAAGGUUUUCGUGCCGCAUCCGUAUCCGGUUUUGAAGAAAAUCCCAGUUGCUGUUAAAGUACCUGUUCACGUGCAUAAACCUUAUCCGGUUUACAAGAACGUCCCGGUGCCGGUGAAGGUUUACGUCUAUAAAUACGUUCCAAAAUACGUGGAGAAACCAUAUCCAGUUAACGUCGAAAAGAAGAUCCCUGUACCAGUUGAGAAAUACGUUCCAUACCCAGUCAAGGUUCCAGUCGAGCGUUUGGUACCUUACAAGAUCGAAAAACCGUUCCCUGUACCGGUUAAAGAGUUUGUUAAAGUACCAUAUCCAGUCUAUAAAGAGGUUAAAGUACCAGUUGAAAAACUGGUGGGUUAUCCUGUAAAAAUUGAGGUUGAAAACCCGGUACCAAUUGAAAUAAAUAAACCUGUACCAUACAUCGUCGAGAAGGUUGUACCAUAUUACAAAAGCGCAAAAUGGUAA